UUCCAGAUCGGCAAGAAGGGUCUAUUGUGCAAUUCGCAAUUAAAUGCACAUAAGGGCAUCAUAAAGUCUAUCCGGCCAAAGUUAGAAGUAUCUAUCUUAAACAUUACUAGGAGAACGAACUUAAAUAGGACAUUGUGGGAUAGAACGCCAGCACGACAUGCACUUCAAGAGGUUUAG
Molecule: messenger RNA, 177 nt
Organism: Bipolaris maydis ATCC 48331
Lineage: Eukaryota; Fungi; Ascomycota; Dothideomycetes; Pleosporales; Pleosporaceae
Source: RefSeq, a predicted model, not a curated record